This is a messenger RNA of Hordeum vulgare subsp. vulgare (domesticated barley), 1318 nucleotides long. RefSeq names its product phosphatidylglycerophosphate phosphatase PTPMT2-like. Gene Ontology annotation, biological process: protein dephosphorylation. Gene Ontology annotation, molecular function: phosphatidylinositol-4,5-bisphosphate 5-phosphatase activity; protein tyrosine/serine/threonine phosphatase activity. The transcript is spliced from 6 exons. NCBI's taxonomy places the organism in Eukaryota, Viridiplantae, Streptophyta, Magnoliopsida, Poales, Poaceae. Bases 128 to 853 code for a protein of 241 amino acids. The record is from RefSeq and is a predicted model, not a curated record.
UCUCUUGGAAAAAAAAACCCAGAGAAGGCAGCUCGUUCGAAGUCGCCGAGACAGAGACCUCCCCUGCGAAUCUCGAGUGGCAACUAAUCCGGCCGUCGUUCGCACGGCCGAGGAACGCCGAUUCUCCAUGGCCGCGGCGGAGUCAGCCGGCCUGCACCGCGGGGCGGGGGCGGGGGCUCGGAGGAAGGCGAAGGAGGCGGCGGUGGGCGCUGCCGCGAGGGCGCUCUUCUACCCGACGCUGCUCUACAACGUGGUGAGGAGCAAGGUCCAGGCCGAGUUCCGGUGGUGGGACGAGGUCGAUCAGUUCGUUUUGCUUGGAGCUGUUCCAUUCCGUAGGGAUGUUCCACGCUUGCAGAAGCUUGGAGUACAUGGUGUUGUAACCCUGAAUGAACCAUUUGAGACGUUAGUACCAUCAUCAGUAUAUAAGUCGCGUGGGAUUGAUCACCUUGUUAUUCCUACAAGAGAUUACAUGUUUGCUCCAUCACUUGUGGAUAUUAGUCAAGCUGUUGAUUUCAUUCAUAGAAACGCAUCUCAUGGGAGGAUGACAUAUAUUCACUGCAAAGCUGGAAGGGGACGGAGUACAACGAUUGUCUUGUGCUAUCUGGUGAAGUACAAGAAUAUGACACCUACCACAGCAUUUGAGCAUGUGAGAUCUAAAAGGGCUCGAGUGCUGCUGACCCGUUCCCAGAGAAAGGUGGUUCAAGAAUUCAGUACGAAGGUCGUUGGAGCAGCAGCAGCAACAACAUCAUCAUCUCCAUCGGUGGACGUGGUACCGCAAUCUGAAGAUGGCUCUGGUUUGCCAGGCGUUAUCAGGGAGGAUGCCAGCUCGCCUUCUCACAAGGCCACCCCAUGAGGGCCAAUGAUGAAGAAGAUGCUGUCAUGCCUACUUCCUUCCCCGAUGCGAUCUGGCGGCGACUCGCCCUCGCAUGCCGACCAGCGUGCAUCCUAGCGCCGUACCGGUCCCGAUCUCAAGUGGUUCGUCGACGUGGAGCCGAGGCGAUCGAUUCCUCUGCCGGAAGAUCUUUGUAAAUGUGCUGCUCUGCUCAUCGUCUUUGUCAUGUGUUCUCACGUUGUUGUGUCGGAUCCAGUUCGUUUGGGCCUUGCUCCGUGCAUACAUCGUUGUUGGGGGCUGGUUCUGCAUCUUGUGCUUGCCUGACUGCCCUUGUGUAAGUUUCUGCAGGACCAGGACCUCUGUUUUUCUUUUAAUAAAGUAGUAACUGUUUAAGCUUGCAAGGCUAUACAACUUCUGCUGAAGACUAGUUCGGGGUUUCAAGAUUGGUGAAAUGAGAUAAGUUGCGGCGUUUCGAGAUUAGCGAAA